This is a messenger RNA of Clonostachys byssicola, 942 nucleotides long. Lineage: Eukaryota; Fungi; Ascomycota; Sordariomycetes; Hypocreales; Bionectriaceae. The record is from the annotation of a GenBank genome assembly.
AUGAGUACUGUCUCUGAUGAUCGUGGUGCCCUACCCCCAGGUGCCUGGGAUACGCAUGUUCACGUAUUUGACACCUCAAUUGGGCCAUUUGCACCUUCGAGGGCCUACACUCCAGCCCAGGCUUCCCUUUCUCAGCUGGUAGCCUUUGGCCGGAGCCUCACUCAGGCAUCGGAGGGGCCUUCUUUUGUUAUUGUGCAGCCGUCUCCAUAUGGCACCGACAACACCGUAUUAUUGAGCACAUUGAGAUCUUUCCAAGCAUUGGGCUGUAAGGGACGUGGAAUCGCAGUCGUGGAUUUGCAGACCGUCACUGAUGCCGAAUUGCAAGAGAUGCACAAUUUGGGAGUUCGUGGUCUUCGGCUGAAUUUCCAAGCUGACGGAAAGAGCGUUGAUACAGUCGCGUUCAACAAAACUCUCGAGGCUGCCGCUGAGCGUAUUACCCAUAUGCCUGGGUGGAUGAUUCAGGUGUUCAUACCAGGAUAUAUCUGGGAUGACAUUUUCGACAUUAUUGUUGCUCUGCCAGUGCCAGUCAUUGCUGAUCACAUUGGAGGACUCAAAGGUCCAUCGAAACUCCCAGAAGGGGCAAAUAUAGACCACUCUCAGCAGCCAGGCUACAAGUCCCUGAUCGAACUUGCGCGCAGGAACAAAGUUAUCAUAAAGAUUUCCGCUCUAUAUCGGGCAUCAACAAAAACAGACACUUCCUAUAGUGAUCUUGCGCCUCUUGUUCGCUCGCUUGCUUUGGAGAUUCCAAAUCAGUUGGUUUGGGCUAGCGACUGGCCACAUACUGGUGAAGGGAAAGAUAGGGAAGCUAAUGGAAUUGACAAGGUCGAGCCGUUUAGACAUGUGGAUAAUAGAACAAUGCUUGCAUCGCUGAGAAGUUGGAUAGAUAACGAGACAGCAUGGGUAAAGAUGCUGGUAGACAACCCUGCGCGCAUUUAUAAAUAG